Entamoeba nuttalli P19 is the source of this 1119-nucleotide messenger RNA. Its product is annotated as RhoGAP domain containing protein. Lineage: Eukaryota; Evosea; Mastigamoebida; Endamoebidae. Bases 1 to 1119 code for a protein of 372 amino acids. Gene Ontology annotation, molecular function: GTPase activator activity. Gene Ontology annotation, cellular component: cytoplasm. The transcript has 2 exons. Gene Ontology annotation, biological process: small GTPase-mediated signal transduction. The record is from RefSeq and is a predicted model, not a curated record.
AUGGGAAAUGACACAUAUAAUAUUUGGCUUGAAUAUUCUAAAACACAAAAUUUUUCAAUGUUUAAUAAAUGGAAUAAUUUUUUAAUUACUAAAUUUACAGAUAGAACAAAAAGACCAGUAAUUAUUAUUAAUGCUGAUGAAUUUCAAUUAAAAGAUUAUUCAUUUAAUGAAAAUCAAAUAAAAUUAUUUUAUUUAUAUUUAAUAAAUAAAUUGGAUCAAUAUGUAAAUCAAGAAUAUAUAAUUGUUUAUAUUGAUUCAAAUGAUUCUCUUCCAUUACAAUUAUUUAAAUCUUUAUAUCGAUUAUUUCCUGAAAAAUAUCAUAAUAACUUAUAUUAUAUUUUAUUAUUAAUGCCUGAAACUGUUAAAUUAAAAUUUACUACUUCUUUAUUACCUCUUGAAACUAUUUCAAAAAUUAAAUUAAUAAAAGACAUUUAUGAUUUAUAUGAAGAUAUUCCUGUUGGUGUUAUUCAACUUCCUCAAUGGGCAUUACUUAGUUAUACUUCAAUUCCUCAUCCAAUUUUUGGUAUUUCUUUAAAAGAGGCAAAUAAAAGUAAUAAUAGAGGUCGUUCUGGAAUUCCACUUGUCAUUGAAUUUGGUAUUCAAUAUUUCUCUGCAAAUGUUGAUGCUUUUACAACUGAAGGCAUUUUUAGAAUGAGUGGAAAUAAAGAACGUGUAGAUCAAUAUAUUGAAGCAUUUAAUCAUUGUAGAAUUACUUCAUUUCCAUUGGAUGAAGAUCCACAUAUUGUUACUUCUGUAAUGAAAACAUAUUUACAAUCACUUCCUGAACCACUAUUAACAGCAAAUAUUGGUCAAGAAGUAGUUAAAAUUUUUUCUUCUGUCCCAAAUAAUACUACUACUUCUCAAUUAAAAGAAUUAAUUUUACAAAUUCCAAAUGAAAACAGACAAUUGCUAUUAGCUUUAGUUAAUUUAGCUCAUUUAAUUUCUACUCAACAACAAUUUAAUAAAAUGGACCGAGUUAAUAUGGGUACAAUAUUUGGUCCUUAUAUUUUCUGGAAAGAAUAUUCAAUGAAAUCUAUUUCAGAAGUUAAGUGUGUUAAUGCUUUAUUUACUUACUUAAUUACAAACAUCAGUGAUUUUAUUGAUGUUAUGUUAGAUUGA